AAUGUUUUGUUGCGAUUAAAGUGCCUAAAUGUUUUGAUGGUUGUUUUAUUAGAAUAAGUGUUAGUGAAUAAGUGCUUUCGAGAUGUCGAAGAACAAAAUUGCGGCUAGGAUUGAUAGCCAAAAUGUUGAAGUCAAAACUAAGUUUGACGCAGAAUUCCGUCGUUUCUCCCUAAACCGUACAGAGAAACUGAAAUAUGAAGACUUCAAGGCAUUAAUAGAGAAACUGCACAGACUGCAUGAUGUGGCCUUCCUUAUAUCAUAUACAGACCCCCGGGAUGGAGAUUUGUUGCCAAUCAACAAUGAUGACAAUUUGGCCAGAGCGCUGCUCACUGCCAGACCACUGCUUAGGGUCAUCAUACAGAGAAAGGGCGACAGUCUCGAAGAGCUCAAUGGCUACGGCACUAUGCGGCCGCGCAACAUUAUUUCAUCGAUCCUGAGCGGCACGCCCGCCAAGAAUAAAGGCCUCGCCAUUUCCAACCCACAUGACUUCCGUAUGGUGUCAGCAAUCAUAGACGUAGAUAUAGUACCUGAGACGUGUAGAAGAGUCAAGCUACUCAAGCACGGCUCUGACAGACCACUAGGAUUUUUCAUUAGAGACGGCACAUCAGUUCGAGUAACUCCGAACGGCGUCGAACGUUCCCCUGGCAUCUUCAUAUCACGACUGGUGCCAGGCGGGCUUGCGGAGUCCACAGGCCUUCUAGGAGUCAAUGAUGAGGUGCUGGAAGUCAACGGCAUCGAUGUCUCCAAUAAAACUCUCGAUCAGGUGACGGACAUGAUGGUGGCGAAUUCGUCCAACCUGAUAAUCACAGUACGUCCGGCCAAUCAGCGCGCGCCACCCCCCGAAACGCCGCGCGCCUCCACCGCCACCGACCCCCCGCACAGCGAGCCUGAUGAGGACAGGUUCGAUCAAGACGAACAGGACGAAAUAGUGGAUUUAACAGCAGUUACACUUGAGGACCAACCGGAACAGAGCUUCACUGUGCCCGUGAAGGACGAUGGGCAAGUUCUGCACCUCUAGUACAUACUUGCUCGGUACAGGAAGGCCAGAGGUGAUACAGACUAUACUGAACAAUAUAACCUAGAUAAACGGAAGAAAUAGGGCCUUAAAUGUUAAGCUGAAGGCAACAAUAGUUUUUUAAAUGUAUCAGUAUAAAAUAGGUUAAGGAAAAAUGAGUCCGACAUUUAUAUACGGUACCCUAAAUGCAGCGUCAAAGUGAUCAAGUGUCAAGUCAAUUUAACGGGAAAGACAACCUGGUGACAUUGAUGUUCUGUGUUACUGGUUCAAUGUUGCUGUUUAAAAACCUGAAGUGUUUUCUACCUUUCUCGGUUAACAGUCAAAAAGGCUUUUA
Molecule: messenger RNA, 1349 nt
Organism: Hyposmocoma kahamanoa
Lineage: Eukaryota; Metazoa; Arthropoda; Insecta; Lepidoptera; Cosmopterigidae
Gene: par-6
Product: partitioning defective protein 6
Exons: 7
Coding region: 83-1018 (311 amino acids)
Biological process (GO): centrosome cycle
Molecular function (GO): protein binding
Source: RefSeq, a predicted model, not a curated record